Amaranthus tricolor (Joseph's coat) is the source of this 1546-nucleotide messenger RNA. Its product is annotated as NAC domain-containing protein 30. The transcript is spliced from 4 exons. Gene Ontology annotation, biological process: regulation of DNA-templated transcription. Gene Ontology annotation, molecular function: DNA binding. Lineage: Eukaryota; Viridiplantae; Streptophyta; Magnoliopsida; Caryophyllales; Amaranthaceae. Bases 237 to 1244 code for a protein of 335 amino acids. The record is from RefSeq and is a predicted model, not a curated record.
AGGCAUAACCUCUUCUAUAUAUAUAUACGUAUAGUUUCCUACUCUUCUUUCCAAGGUUGUUUAUGUCUUGCUAUCUAGCUCUUUAUUCAUCAAUUUGGUUUGCUCUUGAUCAUCAAUCAAUCAUCACUCACUACAUCAAACUAACAACAUAGAGCUUGGAGGAGGACAUACACACAAGAUUAUUAUUGUUGAACAAGAUCAAUCAAUUUCAUUUUUUGAAGAAUAUAUAAUUGGGAAUGGAUCAAAUGGAAUCAUGUGUUCCACCGGGAUUUAGAUUUCAUCCCACAGAAGAAGAAUUAGUGGGGUUUUACUUGAAGAGAAAGGUCAACUCACUCAAAUUUGAUCUUGAUGUCAUCAUUGACAUUGAUCUUUACAGGAUGGAACCAUGGGACAUCCAAGAUAAAUGCAAGUUGGGAUAUAAUGAACAAAGUGAAUGGUACUUCUUCAGCCACAAAGACCGGAAAUACCCUACCGGAACUCGUACGAACCGGGCUACGUCUGCCGGAUUUUGGAAAGCCACCGGCCGAGAUAAGGCGGUGUUUUCGAAAGAUAAAAUCAUCGGGAUGAGAAAGACACUAGUGUUUUAUAGAGGUCGUGCUCCUAAUGGUCGUAAAACUGAUUGGAUCAUGCAUGAAUAUCGUCUCCAAACAACUGAACAUGCUCCUCCUCAGGAAGAAGGAUGGGUGGUAUGUAGAGCAUUCAAGAAACCAAGUCCAAAUCACAAGCAAGGUUAUGAAGCAUGGAAUCACCAAAACAAUUACUAUUACAUUAGAAAUAAUACUAUUUCUUCUCCAUCUUCUGAUCAUAAUCAUCAUCUCACUGAUUCAUUAAAUCAACGGCUCACAAACUUCCAACACCCUCAACAAUCCAUGCACCACCCCACAUACAAUAAUAACUUUGAUCAUCAAGAAUUCAUCUCUAGCUCAUCCAACACCGUUGAUCUUCUUGAAAAUCACCUGAUUACUGAUCUUCCAAGAUUAGAUAGUCCAUCACUUUCUACAAGCUUUGCAGCAAAAGAUCAUACUCUAUAUGAUCAUCAUCAUCAGAUUCAUUAUCAAAAUCAUGAUCAUCAUCAUGAUCAUCAUGAGAUAAUAAGCAGCAACAAAUGGGAAAUUUUGGAUAGUUUUUUGGGUGAUUCUUCAUCACAAAUUAUGUCUGAAAAUACAGCAAAUUCUCAUGAUUAUGAGAUUGAAGUUCAGAAUCAACUUGGAGGCUUCCUGGAAGAAUGUUUUCCAAAUUUAUAGUAAAAAUAUUAAAAUAUAAAUAUUAAAAAAAAUUAAUACAUAUAUUAAUUAAUGAUCAUAAUAUUUUUAAAGCUAGCACAGAAACUGUGGUGGCAUGAAUUAUGUUUAGCUGAGUUUAAACAUGCUAAACAUAAUUUAUUAGGAAUUUAAUUACUUUGAAUAUUAUUGUGUGUUUUUAACAAAAUGAAAUUAAUUAAGCUUCUGUUAAUUAAUAUGGAAGUUAAUUCCUUUAAAUAUUUUAUGGGUAAUUUGGUGCAAUUAAUUUCACCAAGCCCUUUAUUUUUCAUAAUGCUUUAUCUCAU